Lagenorhynchus albirostris (white-beaked dolphin) is the source of this 2341-nucleotide messenger RNA. It is a transcript of the gene PRMT7, whose product is annotated as protein arginine methyltransferase 7. Bases 108 to 2294 code for a protein of 728 amino acids. Lineage: Eukaryota; Metazoa; Chordata; Mammalia; Artiodactyla; Delphinidae. The transcript is spliced from 18 exons. Gene Ontology annotation, molecular function: protein-arginine N-methyltransferase activity. The record is from RefSeq and is a predicted model, not a curated record. Gene Ontology annotation, biological process: peptidyl-arginine methylation.
UGCGCGGGGUGCGACGGAAGAGCUUUCCAGUUCUGCUUCCGGGCCCCACCCACGGCCCGCUCAGCGGGCCUAGGGAAGUCCCGCCUUUGAACGCCUGCCGCGGCAAGAUGGCGGUGGCGGCGGAAAGAUUUCUGACGAUCAGACCUGUCUACAAGCAGCUGGCAAGGCUGCCUUUCUAUGCUAAAACUGAGGAGCUAAUUGGCACCAUGAAAGUCUUCUGUGGGCGGGCCAACCCAACCACGGGAUCUGUGGAGUGGCUGGAGGAGGAUGAGCAUUAUGAUUACCACCAGGAGAUCGCAAGGUCAUCCUAUGCUGAUAUGCUGCAUGACAAAGACAGGAAUAUGAAAUAUUACCAAGGUAUCCGGGCUGCUGUGAGCAGGGUGAAGGACAAAGGACAGACGGCCUUGGUUCUUGACAUUGGCACUGGCACAGGACUCUUGUCAAUGAUGGCUGUCACGGCUGGUGCUGACUUCUGCUAUGCCAUUGAGGUUUUCAAACCUAUGGCUGAUGCUGCUGUAAAGAUUGUGGAGAAAAAUGGCUUCAGUGAUAAGAUUAAGAUUAUCAACAAGCAUUCCACUGAGGUGACCAUAGGGCCAGAUGGUGACAUGCCAUGCCGUGCCAACAUCCUGAUCACGGAGCUGUUUGACACGGAACUGAUUGGGGAGGGAGCACUGCCCUCCUAUGAACACGCACACAGGCAUCUCGUGCAGAAAAAUUGUGAGGCAGUGCCUCACAGAGCAACCGUCUAUGCACAGCUGGUGGAGUCCAGGAGGAUGUGGUCAUGGAACAAGCUGUUUCCCAUCCGUGUUCAGACCAGCCUUGGAGAGCAAGUCAUUGUCCCCCCCUUGGAACUGGAGAGGUGUCCUGGCGCGCCCUCUGUCUAUGACAUUCAGCUGAACCAGGUGUCUCCCACUGACUUCACUGUCCUCAGCAACGUGCUGCCUAUGUUCAGUGUGGACUUCAGCAAGCAAGUCAGUAGCUCAGCAGCCUCCCAUAGCAGGCAGUUUGAACCUCUGGCAUCUGGCCAAGCUCAGGUGGUUCUCUCCUGGUGGGAUAUUGAAAUGGACCCUGAGGGGAAGAUCAAGUGCACCACGGCCCCCUUCUGGGCACACUCGGAUCCAGAGGAACUCCAGUGGCGGGACCACUGGAUGCAGUGUGUGUACUUCCUGCCAGAAGAGGAGCCUGUUGUCCAGGGCUCAGCCCUCUGCCUGGUAGCCCACCAUGACGACUACUGUGUGUGGUACAGCCUCCAGAGGACCAGCCCCGAAAAGGAUGGGAGAGCCCACCCAGCACGCCCUGUGUGUGACUGCCAGGCUCACCUGCUCUGGAACCGGCCUCGGUUUGGAGAGAUCAAUGAUCAGAACAGAACUGAUCAAUACGUCCAGGCCCUGAGGACGGUGCUUAAGCCGGACAGUGUCUGCCUGUGCAUCAGUGAUGGCAGUCUGCUCUCCAUACUGGCCCAUCACCUUGGGGCAGAGCAGGUAUUUACGAUAGAGAAUUCAGCAGCUUCUCAUAGACUGAUGAAAAAAAUCUUCAAGACUAACCACUUGGAAGAUAAAAUUAAUAUAAUAGAGAAACGGCCUGAAUUAUUAACACCUGCAGACUUGGAGGGUAAAAAGGUUUCUCUCCUCCUGGGUGAGCCGUUCUUCACCACCAGCCUGCUUCCGUGGCACAACCUGUACUUCUGGUAUGUACGGACUGCUGUGGACAGGCACCUGGCGCCUGGCGCUGUGGUGAUGCCCCAGGCUGCCUCGCUGCACAUGAUGGUCGUGGAGUUCAGGGACCUGUGGAGGAUCCGGAGCCCCUGUGGUGACUGUGAAGGCUUCAAUGUGCACAUCAUGGAUGAUAUGAUUAAGCACGCCCUCGACUUCAGGGAGAGCAAGGAGGCCGAGCCCCACCCACUGUGGGAGUACCCGUGCCGCAGCCGCUCCGAGCCCCAGCAGAUCCUGACCUUUGAUUUUCGGCAGCCGGUCCCCCUGCAGCCUGUCUGUGCUGAGGGUGCCAUCGAGCUGAAGAGGCCUGGGAGGAGCCACGGAGCCGUCCUGUGGAUGGAAUACCACCUGACCCCGGACAGCACGGUCAGCACCGGCCUCCUGAAGCCUGCGGAGGACAAGGGGUACUGUUGCUGGAACCCCCACUGCAAGCAGGCUGUGUACUUCUUCAACACCACACUAGACCCCAGAGUGCCACCAGGUGGCCCCCAGACCAUCACCUACACCGUGGAGUUCCACCCCCACACUGGAGAUGUCACUGUGGAUUUCACGCUCUCAGAUGCCCUGGACUGUGGGUGCUGACCCUCACUUGUUGAGAAAUAAAGUGGCUGAGGGUGCCAGGCUCUGAA